ACGCAAUGCAAACUGAUGAGGUGGCCCGGCGAUCAUGAAAGAACCGCUCGUUACACGGCAUUGAUAGGUUUUUGGGACUCUUUCAGGUACGGCUGGCACUUCCCUGAGCUGGGAAAGAUUCUCACCGAAAACAUUGCCUUUAUAAAGACGAUAAAGCUAGUUGGCACGCGUGACAAUAUGGCCACGACCGAUCUGUCGGACAUUCUGCCGGAAGAGCUCGAGGAGAAGAUCAAGGAAGCAGCCGAGAUCUCCAUGGGCACGGAAAUCUCCGAGGAAGACAUUACCAACAUUCAGAACCUGUGCGACGAAAUUCUCUCCAUCAACGAGUACCGGACGCAUCUGUACGAUUAUCUGAAGACGCGCAUGAUGGCGAUGGCACCGAAUUUGACCGUUCUCGUCGGCGAAACCAUCGGAGCCCGUCUCAUCGCGCACGCCGGGUCGCUGGUCAACCUGGCCAAACAUCCCGCUUCGACUGUGCAAAUCCUAGGUGCCGAGAAGGCGUUGUUCCGCGCACUCAAGACCAAAAAGGACACCCCAAAGUACGGUUUGAUCUUCCACGCCAGCCUGAUCGGUUCGGCCAGCGCCAAAAACAAAGGUAAAAUUUCCCGAUCACUUGCGGCCAAGGCAUCGCUCGCGACCCGCGUGGACGCGUUCGGUGAGGACGUUUCGAUGGAACUGGGUACGGAACACCGAGCCAAGCUGGAGAUGCGUCUGCGGCUGCUGGAGGAGGGCAACAUGUCCCGGCUGUCAGGCACCGGUAAAGCCAAGGCCAAGCUCGAAAAGUACCACGCCAAGAGCGAAGUGAAGGUGUUUAAGAGCGGCGAGGAUAGCACGCUGCCGAUCGGGAAGAAGCGAAAGCUAUCUGAAGGGGCAAAGAUCGAGGAGAUUGAGCCAGAGGUUAAGGAGGAACCGUCCGAUGAACCCAGCGCCGGAGAAUCGUCCAAAAAGAAGAAAAAGAACAAGCAGAAGGAUCUCGAUGCAAGUACGGAUGAGGUUGCCCACGCCUCAAAAAAGAUCAAAACCGAGGACGAGGAAACGCCACCGGAAGAGGGCGCCGAGCCACAGAGUGAGAAGAAGAAGAAAAAGAAAAAGAAGCGAGAGAGCCAGGCUGCUCAACCAGAAGAGGACGAAGAGGAACCUGCUGUGACGGAAGUGCCGGAAACGCCAACGUCACAGAAGAAAAAAAAGAAAAAGAAGGUGAAGGAAGAAAGUGACGACAGUUGAAUUUAAAAAUCGUUAUUUUAAUGUCGGAUGAACUUUAACUUGGAUUAUGAUCCCGAUUUUAAGGGAUGUUAUAUGUGAAAUAAAAAAAAAGCAUGGUAACCCUACCAAAAAUAAG
Culex pipiens pallens (northern house mosquito) is the source of this 1339-nucleotide messenger RNA. RefSeq names its product nucleolar protein 58-like. The record is from RefSeq and is a predicted model, not a curated record. Gene Ontology annotation, cellular component: box C/D methylation guide snoRNP complex; small-subunit processome. The coding region runs from base 16 to 1224 and encodes 402 amino acids. Gene Ontology annotation, molecular function: snoRNA binding. NCBI's taxonomy places the organism in Eukaryota, Metazoa, Arthropoda, Insecta, Diptera, Culicidae. The transcript has 2 exons.